Messenger RNA from Brassica napus (rape), 2032 nucleotides. Its product is annotated as F-box/kelch-repeat protein At4g39753. Gene Ontology annotation, molecular function: protein binding. The transcript has a single exon. The record is from RefSeq and is a predicted model, not a curated record. The coding region runs from base 346 to 1485 and encodes 379 amino acids. NCBI's taxonomy places the organism in Eukaryota, Viridiplantae, Streptophyta, Magnoliopsida, Brassicales, Brassicaceae.
GCAAUCAUGCUUUUAUAUUUAAAAUAGAAUCCAAAGUCAAAACAUUAAAAUAGGAAAUAUAUUAGCUUUAGAAAACACUUUCUCUAGAGUUUUUAUUUAGUGCUCUGAAAAAAUUUCUACAACAAAAUAAAUAAAAGCCAAAGCUAAAAAUUUAAAGCCUAAAUCUUAGAGCAAAAAACAGAAAGCUACAGCUUCGACCAAUAUAUAUUGGGUUCUCUUUGUGUUUUAAUUUCUAAACCGGAUCGACUAGAUGUUAAACAAAAAUCAAGGGGUGAGUUUUCAAUAUAUAAAACAAAGGUAUUUUUAUAUACUUAAGCUCCUAACAUAUUCGUGUGUUUUACCCUAAUGCUACACUCUUCGGUUCAAGCCGCAGCCUCUGCGGCAGUCGAACCACCGUGGAAAAAGAUGAAACCGAAUCCAUCUCCACCGUCGUUUUUGUCGCUUCCUGAUGUGAUCAUUCUAAACUGCUUAGCGCGCGUAUCCAAAUCCUACUACCCUAUACUCUCCCUAGUCUCCAAGUCCUUUCGCUCUCUUAUCUUAUCCAUUGAGCUCAACCACGCACGGUUUCACCACAAAACACAAGAAUCGCUCUUUUCUAUAUGUUUACAGCUUCCCGACCGUCCUCUUCCCUCAUGGUUCACCCUCUGGAUACAACCUGAUCAAAUCGAGAAGAAGAAAGCUACAUUGGUACAAGUUCCUUCUUCCUAUGCUUCUCGAGAACCAUUGUUCCUUCGUAGGGUGGGUUCAGAUAUCUACGCACUCAGACAACGUUAUCCUCCGUCCCAAGUCAUGUUAGUCCGCCACAAUGAGAACGUUUUAUGGAGUAACGCACCUAGUAUGACUGUAGCUCGAGUGAAUCCAGUUGCGUGCGUACUCCACGGGAAGAUAUACGUAUUUGGAGGUUGCAAGGCAAAUGAAUCCGCGGAAAGCUGGGGUGAGGUUUUGGAUAUAAAGGCUCGAACAUGGGAGCCUUUACCUGACCCUGGAGACGAGCUUCGGUUCUCUUCAGUGAUUAGAAAAAUAGAGAUUACCCAAGGGAAGCUUUACGUUAGGAGUAACGAGGAGAAAGACUCUGUCUAUGAUCCGAAAACACGUAAGUGGAAAGCUACGCCAAAAGCACGCGAGGGUGACAGUAGGUGUAUGGUAGGUAAUAUAUAUUACGCUUGUCGUGCGAAAAGUUGCAUGUGGUAUGACAAAGAGUGUAACAAGUGGAAACAGGUCAAGGGGUUGUCUUCAUUCAAUAAGAAUUAUCGUAGUGGUUUGAUUGAAACAGUUAAUUACUGUGGGAAACUCUUAAUCAUGUGGGACAAGUUGGCGCAGCCUCGUCUUCGUCGUAAUUGUCAAGAAAAGACUAUUUGUUGUGCAUUGGUUGCGCUUGAAAAGCGCCAAAAUGGUCAAGUUUGGGGAAAGGUUGAGUGGUCUAAUGGUGUGCUUACGGUUCCCAGUUCAUACGUUUUCUUGCGUUCUUCAGUGAUACGGACUUGAUCAACUGUAUCUAUUUUUAUACUAUCAAGAAUGGCUUUUAGAUUUUUUUUGCUUAAACAUUGAUUAUAUAAAAUCACUAGUGGAGGGCCGGAUUCAUAUUUUUUAUUCUCUAAUGAUUUCAAAAUUGUUUUCGUGAAUCAUUUGGUAGUAGUUAGUGAUAGUACUGUCACUGGUUCUCAUUGAUCGAUUCAAAAAAAAAAAAAUAGUUGAUAGUACAGAUUUAAAUGUUAGUUGAAAUUAAAACAUAAAGUAAAAUUGUUGUUCAAAAACAGAAACAUGUAAUGCUUGUGUUUGCUUUUUUGAUUAUCUAGUAGUGACAUCCAUGCGAAAUGUCAUUAUAUUUUUUUGCAAAUUAUUUUUAUUUGUUUGGGUUGGUUUUGUGUGUUUGUAUUGGUGGUUGUGUGUGGUGAGAUAUUAUUCUCUGUAAAAAAUUAUGGUUUAGAUACAAUAAAACUAUAAAUUUAUAAUAAUGGGACUAUGAGAUUUUACUAAUUUAUAAAGUUAUUAAUUUAGAAAAAAAAUAUUUUUAAAUCUUUCUAUCUUAAUC